Messenger RNA from Candidula unifasciata, 778 nucleotides. NCBI's taxonomy places the organism in Eukaryota, Metazoa, Mollusca, Gastropoda, Stylommatophora, Geomitridae. The record is from the annotation of a GenBank genome assembly.
GUAUAUUGCCAUCGUGUUCCCAAUCAAAGCUCACAUAUUCUGCACUAAAAGAAGAGUUCUCGUCGUCAUUGUAUGUAUUUGGUUGUUCUCUGGACUCUGCUCAACGCCGACAACUGUUUUCAAUCGUGUGCUACGGUUAUCGGAGACUCCACCUCAGGACUUCUGCAUUAUUCAGUUCCACACUAACAGAAGUCAACACGAAGUAUACAACCGCAUUUUUAAAUACACAGAGUGUUCGUUGUUUUACUUGGGUCCACUAAUGAUCCAGGUUGUAUGUUAUACUGUCAUCGGCAAACGUCUUUUUGUAGGUGUGGAGAAACUACAUGGAAACACGGGAGGUAUCAGUUCAGCAACUCGCCCAAAUGGCAGAGGACCGCGAGUAGUAAACGAAGCAAUUCGAGCAAGAAAAGGGGUUGUGAAAAUGCUGAUGGCGAGCGUUGCCAUUUACUUCCUCAGCUACUCUCCGCAUCAGAUUCUCUUGUUCUACAACACUUUUUCCACCGCUGGAUUCGACAAGACUUGGGUUUUUCACGUCUUCACAACAAUACUGGCCUAUAUUAAUUCCGCAGCAAAUCCAGUACUUUACUGCGUGUUUAGUGACAAUUUUCGCAGUAAAUUUAAAAUCAUCUUUCACAGAUUCAUCUGCUGCAAGUCUUUUUGUUGUCGUGAAAACACAACUAUGUCAAGGCCAAUAAAUCUUCAGUCCUACACGGAGUACACUACUCUUGUUCGGAAAAACACACAGAAUCAUAACAAUACUUCAGCUGUUGCUUUAUAA